Seriola dumerili (greater amberjack) is the source of this 7282-nucleotide messenger RNA. It is a transcript of the gene akap13b, whose product is annotated as A-kinase anchor protein 13-like. NCBI's taxonomy places the organism in Eukaryota, Metazoa, Chordata, Actinopteri, Carangiformes, Carangidae. The transcript has 24 exons. Gene Ontology annotation, cellular component: membrane; actin cytoskeleton. Gene Ontology annotation, biological process: regulation of Rho protein signal transduction; positive regulation of canonical NF-kappaB signal transduction; adrenergic receptor signaling pathway. The coding region runs from base 4 to 2967 and encodes 987 amino acids. Gene Ontology annotation, molecular function: MAP kinase scaffold activity; guanyl-nucleotide exchange factor activity. The record is from RefSeq and is a predicted model, not a curated record.
CUGAUGCCAGAAGCUGCUCCUGGGUCAGCUGUUAAUAUGAGGAGUAAAUCAACAUCUUCAACAUCAUCUGUAUCAUCCGCAUCCUCCUCAUCGUCACGGGAAUGCUGGUCCACUGUCACCAUUCCUGACGACCAACUUACUGUGAUGUUUCCACGGAGACACCCCAGCAUCUUCAACCCACACAGUAACCUGGCCAAGAGCAUCUCCACCAGCAACAUAGCAGGAUUAGAUGAUGUUCCACUGAGGGGCCUCAAGUUUCUGUCUCAGUCCACAGACUCUCUUCAUCAGGGGAGUAAAGUCAACGCCUCGACCGAGUCUCUCACUGAUGAAGGCACUGAGAUGAUGGACAGUCAGCUGAUGGGAGAAUUUGAGUGUGACAUUAAAGAUCUUGAGGCUGACUCCUGGAGCAGCUCAGUGGAUAAGAAGUUCCUGAGAACACUGAAGAAAGAUGAAAUCAAGAGACAAGAUGUCAUCUAUGAGUUGUACCAGACUGAGUUCCACCAUGUGAGGACACUGAAAAUCAUGUCUGAAGUGUACUACAAAGGCCUACAGAGGGAGGUCCAGCUGGAGACUGACACUCUGGACAAGAUCUUCCCCGUCUUGGACGACUUGUUGUAUACACACACAGACUUCCUCACCCGGCUCCUGGAGAUGAAGAGAGCUUCAUCAGCUCCAGGACACAACAACAGCAGCUUCCUCAUCUGCCGCAUUGGGGAUGUCCUGGUCCACCAGUUUUCAGACUGCAGUGCUGAACGUAUGAAGAAGGUUUAUGGGAAGUUCUGCAGUCGUCACAGUGAAGCUGUUAAUCUCUACAAGGACCUGCAGGCCAAAGACAAACGCUUCCAGGCUUUCAUCAAGAGGACAAUGAGCAGCAGCAUUGUGCGGAGGCUCAGUAUCCCAGAGUGCAUUUUGUUGGUGACUCAGAGGAUCACCAAAUACCCUGUUCUGAUCCAGAGAAUCCUGCAGCACACGAAAGACUCAGAUGGAGACCACAGUGGUGUCUGUGAAUCACUGCGCUGUGUGAAGGAGCUGAUCGCAGCUGUGGACAGUAAAGUCAAUGAGCAGGAGAAAAAACGAAGGCUUAGGGAGGUUCACAGUCGCACUGACAGUAAGUCCAUCAUGAGGAUGAAGAGCGGUCAGAUGUUUGCUAAAGAGGACCUGAUUAGGGGGAGGAAGCUGCUGCAUGAUGGAGGGCUGCAGCUGAAGAACUCUGCAGGACGACUCAAAGACGUCCGUGCCCUGCUCCUCUCUGAUGUGUUGGUCUUUCUUCAGGAAAAGGACCAGAAAUAUGUAUUUGCCUCUUUGGACCAGCGCUCCACAGUCAUCUCUCUACAGAAUCUGAUCGUUAGAGAAGUGGCUAACGAGGAGAGAGGUCUCUUCCUGAUCACAGCUGGGACAGAGAGACCAGAGAUGGUGGAGGUGUUGGCCAGCAGCAAGGAGGAGCGCAACACAUGGAGGGCCAUCAUACAGGACACCAUGCACUUCAUGGAGAAAGACGAGGAUGAGGGAGUUCCCAGUGAGACAGAGGAGGACAGGAGGCAGCAGGAGAGCAGAGCAAAGGAGAUCAGAGAGCUUCUGCGGAGGAAAGACGAGCAGAUCAUCUGUUUAUUGGAGGAGAAAGUCCACAUCUUCAGAGAGCUGGGAGACUGCAGUUCCACCACCGAAGACACAAACCCACCCGUCAGGGAACGCAUGUUGUUCAGGGCCACACCUGAUGAUGUCACAAAGGGGGAGCCAAUCAUACAGGAUGCCCUGAGGGAAGUUGAGAGUCUGCACACUUUAGUCAGCAGUGGAGUAGGUGGAGCCAGCUGCAGUGCUCCAGCUGGCCUGACAGGGGGCAGUGUGGGACCAGUUUCUCUGCCCCGCAGAGCUGAGACGUUUGGAGGCUUCGACAGUCAUCAGAUGAACAGCAGCAAGAAUGGAGACAAGGAAGAGGGGGAGGAGUCAUUGGACCUCCGCAGGACUGAGUCCGACAGUGUGUUGAAAAAGGGAGCCACUGCCAGCCUGCAGAUGUUGCUGAAGAGAAACAAUGAACAGGUCCAGCACAGUGUGAUACAUCUCCAUGACCUGCUGAUCUCACUGCAGGCUGUGGUGGUCCAGCAGGAUUCCUUUGUGGAGGACAGGAGACAGGCCCUGAAUGACCGGCUCACCACCAACUCCUCCAGACACUCAUCCUCUUCCUCGCUCUCCUCCUCAUCAUCCUCCCGCCCCUCCUCUCUCAUCGAGCAGGAGAAACACAGGAGUCUGGAGAGACAGCGACAGGAGGCGGCCAGCCUGCAGAAACAGCAGGCUGCGCACCAGGAGGAGAAGAGGAGGAGAGAGAAGGAGUGGGAGAUGAAGGAGAAAGGUCUGGCAGAGCGGGAGGAAAGGCUGAGGGAGGAGGAGGAGGACACCAGAAGGAGGCACCAGGUGCUGCAGGAGGAGAGACAGACGAUGCAGAGGAAGAGAGAAGAGUACCAGAGAGAGCUGGAGAGGCUGAAGGAGGCUCAGAGAAGGCUGGAGAGGGACAUGAAGGCCCUGAGGAGAGACUCUGAGAGACUGGAGGCCAUGGAAACAGACCAGCAGGAGCAGCUUCAGAGGUUCCAACGAACUCCCUCUGCCACCUCUGAAGACUCCACGAGGCUCCAUGGUUCUGGGUCUUUGGAUCUGGAUUCAAAGGAAGCAGCAGAACAGCCAAAAGAGGUGGAGCUCUCAUCUUCUGCCCCAACCAAAGAACCUUUCCUCCGCAUCGGAUCAAAAAGGAUGGGUAAAAACUUCAACCCUUUCUCCUCCUCCUCCUCCUCCUCCUCAAAGCCUUAUGGAGCAGAGAAGGAGUCCCAGCUCCCCACCAGACUGCUGCAGCUGGCCAAACCCAAAGAGAAGAAAGACAAAAAGAAGAAGAUGAAGGGAGGGGAGCAGACUCAGACAGAAAACAAAAUGACAGUGUUGUUGGAUUCCCAGAAUGAUGGAGACAUCUUCUUCUGCUGAAGACCAGGAUGAAGUGCAUGUGAACUUAUGAACCUCCUGCUGGACCUUGCAGAAAACAGGAACAGCCUGUCAGACUGACUGGACCAUUUUCUGAGGAGCCAGCUGGAUUCUCAGGACAACAGACUCACUGACCUGCAUAUGUCCCAGGUAAACAAAAGUAAUGACCAGGUGAUAUCAUGGUGAGCUGAUGAUUCAGUCAGGAGGAUUUUAAUCACCAAACGUGCCCAGAAUACCCCAGGGUCCCACCAGUCCACCACCCCACCACCAGGACCCCACCUUCAAAUCAAAUCUCAUCAACAUUUAAACCUGUCACAAACUUUAGCAUCCUUGAACUUGAACAUCCUGAGGAGCCUUUAACAUCUGCUCUGACGUUCAUCAGUCAACCUGACAAACAGGACACAGGUGGGAAGACAAACCUGGACAUGGUGGACACCACUUCUCACUGUCCACAAUCAAUGACACAUCAUUCACCAGAGAGAUGGAACAGUCCACAGAGUGCUCAGGACCCAGACUGGUCCACAUAGGGCUCAGGACCCAGACUGAUGGUCUGUGGUGCUCAGAGCAGAUGUUUAACAUUGCCGUUGUUAGUUGGUUUUUUAGGUGGACACCUCCCUCAGUCCUGACAUGUUCCAGUCAGUAUGUUAAACAGACUGUGAUAAAUGUGUGAACAGGCAAUUAACCUGAGAGAGUGAUGCUUCAUUUAAGAUCAGUUAUCUCCUGAGAAUUGAAUCGUCAAGUCUUUUCAGUGACUUGUUUCUAAUUAUACAGAAAAUAUGAACGUCCUGUUUAAAUCCAAGUGAAGUUUCAUUUAUUAUCCAGACUUCCUCUUCGUAUACAGUAUAUUGAAUUGUGUCAUGAAUGUGUGUGAAGCCUGUCUUAAGAUACAGUUCACCAGUUUUCACUAUUUACUUCUAAAUGAAUGAAUGAAUGAAUGAAUGAAGUGAACCACCUGAACUCAGCAGCUGUUUCCUGUCACCAGUGUCAGAUGAUGCAGACUAUAAACAGUUUUUGUACAUGACAGAAAGAUGAAGUUUCUGCAGCAGAGCUUGGUCAGAACUCACUGAGCUCAGCACAAAACCAUCUCACCUCCAGGUCCAUUUAUAAGCUCUGCUGGAGCUUUCGACCACAUCAUACAGUCUUCUUCAGUCAUCAACUGUAGAUGUUCAGACUGUGAUUUUUAUGAUAUUUUAUAAGUGAUUUUAACAGAUGUUUGCCUCAUUGUGAUAAAUGAAAAGCGUUUUUAUGAUGUUCAUUUCAUGUUGAUGUUCAUCAAGGCAAGACAAUCACUGAGUUUACAAUCAGUCAAAACAAACAUCAAUCAAUCAAUCAAUCAAUCAAUCAAUCCAUCAGUCAUUACAGAUUCAGAUAUAGUACACUUUUAAUACUCUAAAGUAUCAGAUGGAGCCUGGAGACAUUAUAAAGCUCAGUUGCUCAGAAGCAGGUUCACGUUUUUAAUUCUCCUGUCCUCUGGUCCCCUGGCCCUGGACCCUGGUCACCUGGACCUGGAACUUGGUCCUCAGUAAAGUGCUUCAGUAAAACAGCCUCCUCUUCUCUGAACUGUCAUAGUUUUCAUGUCAGUUUUUUGUUGCUCAACACUUCCUCCAUCUCUUUCACAUUAAAAUCCUUCUUCACUCCACUGAGCAAAAUCUCCUCCCUGUCCCUGAAGGACUUUUAUUUUGAAACAAAGUAGAGCUACUGCUGUUAAAAAAAAUACUGAGGAAAUACACAUUGUAUUGAAUUGACCACGUGUGCCAGUUUAGUUACUGGUAUUUUAACUUGUCUCCCGUUUCUGCUGUCAUUUACCACAGCCAGGUGUCAUCUAGACUCAGACUUUCCGUGCUUUUAUUUUGGAAGAAUAAUCCUUAAUUAAUUAAUGAAUGUUGAGCUAAAUCUUAAUUGAUAUCAGUAUUGUAUUGUCAGACUUCAUUGGAUCCUGAGUGGAAUGAGGGGUGUUGUUCUCCAGAUAAACCUGUUAUGCUGAAUGUAUAUUAAUACCAACCCCUCUUCAGAAUCCUCCCUUAAUCCAGAACCUGGGUCUUUCCUUGCACUCGUCACUGCAGCCCUGCUGACACUCUUAACACACCAACACGCCAAAGGCUCGUAUCCUCGAGACUCGUAUCAUCCCUCUCAUCCAGCCACAGUCAUAACUCUGAUUUACACCACAUUGAUUUUCUCUCUUCUCUGCAGAUAAGCAGAGAGACUAAGGUCUGUGUCGUUUCCUGCCUCUCUGCUCAAGCACAGCAUCCCGUCUCUUAAUUCCCUGCAGCUCCUCCCUGCUCUCACCCUGACUAGUGUGAUUAGCAGCAGUGGUUUGUCCUCCUCAGUCCUCCAGGCCUCCUGAGUCAGAGGCAAACCCUCAGAGGCUGCUUCCUGUGAAAAGAGCAACAUUUCACAUCAUAGCCACUUUCUGAAAAAACCACUGUUUCACAACAGCAGCUACACACAUCUAUAUAUAUAUAUAUAUCACGCAGCCUGAACAGGACUUAAAUAAGAGAACUCUGAUAUUACAGUUCAUUCGCAAAGUUUUCAGACCCCUUGUUGCAGCUUCAUGAUAAAAUAAUCAUCAGUCCACAAUAACAAAAAAAAAAAUUUAGACAUCUUUGUAGAUAUGAGCUGUGCCUCACGUUGUUUCUGAAAAAAUCAGAAAGGGUACAACUGAUGUGGUUUUGGUUCAUGAUGGACUAGACUGCUAACUACCAGUCAGCUGUGGUACAGUUAGUUUCAAAAGUGCCUGAAAUAUCAGCUGUUUACAUCACUGACACAUCAUUGUCUGUCCUCAGCUGCUAAGCUACAUGUAGCAUCAAAGUCAGUUUACAUGUUGUCGUUGGCUAAAGGGGCUUUUCUGAUCUUUUUCUAACCUUUUUCUAACCUUCAAUGAUAAAGAAAUGUUAACAGCUUUCUUCCUUCAGGAAGAAAGCUGAGCAACUGUGAUUCAGUUGGACCAUGGUUUAACCCACAUUUAUGAACAGAAUGGAUUAAACCAGAGAACCACCAAAUUUAAAAUGUCAAAGAUGUUAAAAUACAAACCCUAUUAAUUUAUUACUUUGUUUUUAUUUUGAAGUUCCUACAAUUACAUGGUGUUUGUCACAUACUGUAUGAUGACAUGCUAUUAGUAAAUCAAACUCAUCACUCACCUUGCUCAUCCUUCAGUCUCCUGCAGUUCAAUACAUUAUGAACAUACAUACAUCAGUUUUAGUUCUACAGUACCAAAUCAUAACAGACAUGAUCUCAAGGCUUAACAGAGUCAGGUCAGGACUAAACAAUAUUAUAGAGAAAAACAACUGUUCCACCAUGAAAAACCAAGAGAACCAGGCUCAGGGUGGUGGGUGGCUCAACCAGCUGGUCAGGGGGUCUCUGCGUCCUGGAGUAAAAAUCAGUGACAGUUUGAUCUAAUUUUUAAUGAUUUUAUGAGUAAAUAUAUAUUUAUAUUCAGAACUAGUCUGCAGCACCUCUGAUCCCUCAAACUAAAUAAGCUAAAUUAGAGAUGCAACAUUUGAUCAUAGUUUAAAGGUCUGAAGAGGAAGUUAAAGUUGGCCUUUCUCUAGCCUCUUCCAUAUUGUUUCCCUUCAGUGUGCACUAGUUUUACUAAAACCAUUAUUAAGGAAUCUUACAGUCACAUUGGACCUUACAGUUUCUGCACUGUACAAGCUUCUUGUAUUUGUACUAAAACCAGAAGGUACAAAGUUUAUUUUUCUCUUUUUAUGUACAAAGAAAAAAGGGCAAAGCAACAAAUGCUGUAAAUAUGUUUUAUGUACAAAUUUGAACUUACAAAGUAUUGAUGACUAUGGAUUUUAUUUCAAUGGAUGAUUGAUUUGUUUCAUAAUAAAUAAUAAAGUUUUAUUUAUCUGUCAUCGUCCCAUUUUGGAAAUAAAUAAUAUGCUGUUUGUCAUGUGAUGCGUGUUGGGUGUUUCUUUUGAUGAAGUGGUGAACAACAUGAAGAGCAAAGAAUCAACCAGAGAUCACUUUACAGUGGGGUCCAAAGGUCUGAGACCACUUUACCAUUACUUUUCCUUUAUAAGAAACAAUCGAAUAUCAAUAGGCAGAGUCUUAUUGUUACAAACCGGAGAUUUUGCCUAUGCUCUCCAGUUGCCUGGUGUCCAUUCGUAGAUCUUCUGGAGCUGCCCCUUUGACCCCAUGGUCUGGUUGUGUAUGUAUGUACAUAAAUAAUAUAUAUGGGUUUUGGGUUUACAGUUUUGAGAAAAGCAUGGAAGGUUUCAAAAGAUAUGUUUUAGGAAUUGUGAAAAAGCUGUAACCAAACACAACUCCUGACAUCUGACGUUGUUUUAAAUGUGCUUUAUAAAUAAAUUUGACUUGA